Messenger RNA from Olea europaea var. sylvestris, 1796 nucleotides. Its product is annotated as NAC domain-containing protein 71-like. The record is from RefSeq and is a predicted model, not a curated record. Gene Ontology annotation, biological process: regulation of DNA-templated transcription. Gene Ontology annotation, molecular function: DNA binding. NCBI's taxonomy places the organism in Eukaryota, Viridiplantae, Streptophyta, Magnoliopsida, Lamiales, Oleaceae. The coding region runs from base 505 to 1416 and encodes 303 amino acids. The transcript has 4 exons.
CUGAAAACUGGCUUUAUUUUUCGGGGGUUUGUGUGGAAUUUUAUGUAGCUUCGGACAAGGUCCAUACUUUCGGUGUUCAAUAUUCUUUGUACUGUCUAUAAAAACCACUCUACCCUACUCUAUUUUCCUCUACACAGCUUCCUUUUUCUCUGUAUAGAUUCGAUUAACGUUAAAUUUUCCGAUUCUUUUCUCCGAUAUACAGGGAUUUGAAUUCUGGGUUUUAUUUAAAUUUAUGCAGUUUAAAUUGGGGGAGGGGGAGGCUUUUAUAUCUAAAAGAAAAUUUUGAAUUUCAAUAGGAAAAUGAUACUGUUGUUAAAGAGGUGGAGUAUUUGGAAGUUCUUUGUAGUUAUUGCAAACAAAUUUUGUGCGUCCAAAAGCUUUUAUUUUUGGGUUUUUUCUAAUUUUCAACGGGUAUAGCUUGGGCACUUAGCCAAGUACAAUGAAUUCUUGAUUUGUUUUUGGGCUUGUUCUUCGUUAGAAUUAUUUUUCAGUAUAGUUCGCAUAAUGGAAAGUGCAUCAUUGCCACCGGGAUUUCGAUUCCAUCCGACUGAUGAAGAACUGGUUGGGUAUUAUCUUAAAAGGAAAAAUGAGGGACUUGAAAUUGAGCUGGAAGUCAUUCCAGUAAUUGAUUUAUACAAAUUUGAUCCAUGGGAGCUGCCAGAAAAAUCGUUCCUGCCAAAGCGCGACAUGGAGUGGUUCUUUUUCUGCUAUCGGGACAAGAAGUAUCCAAAUGGCUCUCGAACUAAUAGAGCCACUAAAUCUGGAUACUGGAAAGCUACAGGAAAAGACCGUAAAGUUGUCUGUGAGUCCCAAGGGUACCGCAAGACCUUGGUUUUCUAUCGUGGACGAGCACCACUUGGGGAUAGAACAGAUUGGAUUAUGCAUGAGUAUCGACUCUGUGAUGAUGUUUCCAAAGACACCCCAAGUUUUCAGGGGUCUUUCGCCUUGUGUCGUGUUGUCAAAAAGAACGGAAACACAGAUAAAACUUUUGCUCGUGGAGAUGCUACACUUAAGCCGGCUGGAAAUUGUCCUAGCAGUAGUGAUGCUGUCUCAAAUGAGCCAGUGGUCACUUUUAGUAACAUGCCAUCUCAGACCAAUGACUCGUAUAACGAGAGUAAUCAUACAACUCACUUUACUUCUCAAUAUCCGGUAGAACCUACUGAGGGAUAUAAUCUCUCUACAAGCCUCUGGGGCUCGCCUAAUAUAAUUCUUGAUUCUUAUAAGGAAUGCUAUCCACAGUAUGACAUGUUUCCGUACCUGGGUUCAUCGUCAUCAGACGAGCAACAUAAUAUCUCACAAAGUUCAUCUUACUCAAGUUUUAGAGAGGAGGUUGGACUUUCAGAUGAUCAAACUCAGUAUGGAUGCAUCUCACCUUACUUGUUUCAUGAAAGCUACGAUGGAUAUCCAAGCAAAUGAAAAUUCAAGUCACAUCCGUUGAAGUUAACAAUAUCAUUUUGAGUAUGUCACGAGCAGAAUACUGCAUCAAAUUUUUUGAGACGGCACUUGUCUAGGAUUGGAAUACAGAAACAAUCCGAACUGGCGAUGUUAAAGAACCUCUUUACCGGGCUUGGCCUAGCUGACUUAAGUUCGUUGCUCUGCUGCGUCUAGCCUGUCUUUUAUGGUCAAGUUGUAUCAAGACUCUGCUUUUUUUAUUACAGUGAGUCAAGAAAAGACCUAUCUUGGUGAUCCCUUUUAUUGAUUUCAUUCACUAGGAAUUGGUCUUGUAUGACAAAGUUGAUUUAAUAUAUGUAUUUUCUUUUAAAUCAAUAAAGGUAUAUGAAUGGAGUUACUCUUUA